GGGAACGGCACUGUACGCGUCACGCGUGUAGUUCUUAUUUUGAUAAUUACCCUUGAGUGUCCCUCUACCUGUGACCCAUUUCCACUUAUUUUUCUAACCCAAAGUAUCUUAGUGUCACCAUACAAAAUGGGCUUUUCUCUGUCUAAAUCCAUGGAUGCAAACCUGACAAAGCAGCAAGAGUUCAUGCUUCAUAAUUCAAGAUUGCAGUUGGAGCGUCAGAUCCUGAUGCAGAACCAGAUGAGGGAGAGGCAGAUGGCGAUGCAGAUCGCCUGGUCCAGAGAGUUUCUCAAAUACUACGGCUCGUUCUUUGCCGUGGCCACACUGGGACUAACAGCAGGUGCCGUUAAAAGAAAGAAACCAGGCAUGCUGCUUCCCAUUAUUCCUCUUGGUUUUGUAUUGGCCUACCAGAUGGACAGCGCCUAUGGAACAAUGAUUUUUCGUAUGAGAGAGGAGGCUGAGAGCAUCAUGGCGUCUGAGCAGAACCGUCUGGACUUACCGCAUGGCGCCCCGACCUUUGACAGCAUAGAGAAGGCCCGGCGCGCUAAAAGCAGCCUCAUCUCCUUCCUGGAGAAGUGACGCAUCGUUUGUGACACGAGUCAAAGUCUGAGCCGUCCGCUCGGUGCGUUCACCUGUGCUGCUUCUGUUUUGAGGUGGGCGACAGCUGUCAGAUACGAUCAGACUUUUUAAGGCUUGUUAGAAUCUGCAGUUUGAGCUCGAUCUACAGAACGGCCCGGGUAUGAAAUUAGCAGCUGUUUCAGUGAAAUAACUGGCGCCAUUGUUUUUUUUUUUUUAUUAGACCCGGUUGGAUUUUUAGAGCAGAUUGAGUCAUGGAUGUGUUAAUUAUUUAUUGAUACAUUUACAUGUCUGUGGUAUGUCGUGUUGAGAAUCUGAAGCUGCACUGAGUAGAUGAAGACAACUAGAAAGACUCAAUAACACAUCAGUUAUCCUACAAAUUGCUCAUUAUUUAUUGCUGUUUAAAUGUGUCCAUUUUCAGGAUAAGAUCACUUUUAGUCUAAAACUGACAUGAAAGGUGAUGGACGAUAUGCAUUCCUUAAAGAAAUGUUCAGCCUUUUUACUCUUCUGCCUUUAGCUCAGUUUUUGGGUCAGCUGGACUUAGUUUUGCCACCGAGCUUCUUUUUGGAUUUGCAUGUAGUGUUUUUUCUAGGGAUGCACGAUAUUAUCAGCAUGGUAUCAGUAUCGGCCGAU
Nematolebias whitei (Rio pearlfish) is the source of this 1206-nucleotide messenger RNA. RefSeq names its product plasminogen receptor, C-terminal lysine transmembrane protein (gene plgrkt). Gene Ontology annotation, biological process: positive regulation of plasminogen activation. The record is from RefSeq and is a predicted model, not a curated record. Lineage: Eukaryota; Metazoa; Chordata; Actinopteri; Cyprinodontiformes; Rivulidae. The transcript has 5 exons. The coding region runs from base 127 to 576 and encodes 149 amino acids. Gene Ontology annotation, cellular component: plasma membrane.